CGAGUGAUCGAGUCAGUUUCGCACGAACAACACGCGCGAGUAAACGCUUCCCUCGUGUUUCAGUUGAUCGUCGCAGCUCGUGCACGACGCAUGGUCGACGUAGUGACACUGCACUGAAAUUUCAAAUAAUCCGAUCGCAUAAUCCAUCAGUCCACUCCUCUCUUUUCCUUUAAACUUUUUUAAAAACCAUUCAAUCGCACGAUCUUCUAAACACGGUGGUAAUUGUUGAAUGAAAGGUUUGUUCCCCGUUUUAAAAUAGUUUGAAAUUGGCGGGAAAGCGCGGUAUUUGAGUUUCGAGAACAGUUGAUCGCUGUGUUGAAGCGUUUUGAAACAAAAGCGUCGAUGCAUUACAUUUGACGGGAAAGGAGAGGAAUCGAAUCUCCAGAAACAUCUGUUCGUUGCGAUACAGGAAAGAUAACACAUUAACGAACAUAAAAAGUGAACGUAUCGCAAAGAAACAAAAUAGCCGCACAGCCAGACAGUGAUAUGAAGAAUACGCAAAACAACAGUUAUGCGGAAGUGAAUGGCAAGCAAGUCUCAAACGGGAAGGAGGAAGUAGUCGACAAUGGCAAUGAGGUCGAUGCCGUGCAAGAAGCUAUCGGGAAUCUUGGCAGAUGGCAGAUUUACGUCUGUCUGGCAAUUUCGUUGGUUAAAUUCCCAAUAGCUUGGCACCAGCUCGCGAUCGUCUUCACGGCGCCACACCAGGACUACAACUGCACCUCGCCAGCUCGUUCAGAAACGUCAGAUCAGUGCAUAGUCAAUGUCAAUGGAACAUUGGCACAAUGUACGGAGUGGGAAUACGACAGGAGUAUGUUCACCGAGACCAUAAUAUCUCAGUGGAAUUUAGUAUGCAGUCGAACACAUUACGCCAAUAUCCAACAAUCAAUUUUGAUGUUCGGCGUACUUCUGGGCAAUAUUAUAUUCGGCAAUUUAGCAGAUAGGUAUGGCAGAAAGAUGCCAUUGAUGAUAUCCGUAGUUCUUCAACUGGUUUCCGGUAUCGGAUGCGCUGUUGUGCCGUGGUUUCCGGCACUCUUGUUAAUGAAAUUAAUUAGCGCUUUGGCUACUGGAGGUACAAUGGUUACUAGUUACGUUAUUUGUAUGGAAAUAGUUGGUACAAAAUGGCGAGCAGCCAUAACAGUACUGUACCAAAUUCCAUUCAGCUUAGGCCACGUGUCGUUGGCUGGACUCGCAUUUUUGUUCCGCCAUUGGCAACAUCUUCAGAUGGCUAUCACGCUUCCCUCUAUCAUCCUUCUAAGUUAUUGGUGGAUCGUUCCCGAAUCACCAAGAUGGUUGCUCGCAUUUGGGAAACAGCGUGCGGCUUGCAAGAUUCUCCAAAAAGCGGCCAACAUUAACAAUAUACAAAAUAAAGACAUUCCAGAGUUGGUCAGACAACACUGCCUACAUCAGAACUCCAAGAGAUCGGAUUUAGAUCACAAAGCAUCCUUCAUAGACCUGUUCCGCACUCCCAACAUGAGGAUAAAAUCGCUGUCGAUCUUUUUCAACUGGAUAGUCUGCGGCAUGGGCCUAUUCGGAAUGUCGCAGUACAUAGGACAAGUCGGUGGAAACAUUUUUAUCAAUUUCACCGUUUCCGGUGCUAUUCAGAUACCUGGCAACUUCGUCGCUUGGUGGGCAAUGAACAAACUCGGUCGAAAGAUCACGUUGAUCUGUAGCCACUCGAUCACAGGUGUCUCCGCUCUCUUACUCAUCGUAGUUUCAAAUAAUGUCGCGUGGCUUCGAUUAAUUCUAGUCUGCAUUGGCAUCGUUGGUAUGUCGGUCUCAUUCACCACUGUUUAUCUAUUUUCUGGUGAACUGUUCCCAACAGUGAUUAGGAAUAUUGGGGUCGGCACUAGCAGCAUGUGUGCCAGAAUCGGCUCCAUCUUGGCGCCUUUCGUGGUGUCUUUGGAUCUUAUUCAAACUUGGCUGCCACCGGCUUGUUUCGGAAUUCUACCUCUUAUUGGUGCUGCUCUUUGCUUUUUAUUACCGGAAACUGUAGGCUGCACGCUUCCGGAAACGUUAGAGGAUGGUGAAAACUUUGGAAAGAAACUCCAGAAGAUCAAGAAAUACCCCAAGGACAUCGAAGCAGAGGCGGCACUUUGAACAAAGACUGCAAUAAUUAUUAAAGAAAAGAAGAAAAUUAUCGAAAGGUAUAGAAACGAUAAAAAAUGAAAAACUGUAAAAAUCGCAAAGGAAACAUAUCGAAAUUUUCGUAAAAUAAUUAGGUGUAUAUAUAAGUAAUACUGAGAUCAUUCCGCGUUCUUAUUUAUUACAUUAAUACAUUCACGAUUUUAACUGCAUCGAGGGAUCGUUUUCUUCGCACAAACAUAUCGAGUUCAUAUUUUAGUGAAUUCCUUUGUCCAUUCGUGCCUAAUAAACUUAAUCGAUACACUGUUCUCUUUGGUUAAAAAGUUCGAUCUUCUCGUUUUUUUAAAUAUUUUAAAAUAGACGAAAAACAAUGUAUUUUUAUAUCUUAAUCAAAAUUAACUUAAAAUAUAUGUUUUAUACGAAUUUAGAAAAUUACGUCGUUAGUAAAAAAACAUGAAACUGUUUCAGUUUUAAAAAAUAAGUAAUUAAUGUUUAAAAGCGUUAGGGCAAUUCGACUGAAGAGGGCAGUGUGUAGCUUUGUUUACAUGUAAAGAAGAAAUUUAGCAGAAAAAUAUUCCAACUCGUUAGGAUAUUUGUGAUAUCUCGCUUUCAGAGAGCUAAACAGUGUCGUUUACUCGAUUGUAACAAUUACAAGAGAACCGUGCCUUGUAUCAUUUAUAUGCGAAUGUAUAAAAGGAAAAUAGAUCUUGUAUUUUAUAAAAUGGAUAUGUUAUUCUUCAGCAUCCAUUCCUCGUGUGUACCAUGUGUCAAGAAAGUGUCUGGCUACUAUAAUAUUGAAAAUAAGUUCUCAGAAAGUCAUUCCUAACUGUGUAUUGUACAUAUGUAUAUUUUCCUUGUACAUAAAGAUUUUAAACAGAUUUUCUGAAACCCUUACUCACUAUCUUAAUAAGCGUAAUAAUUUCAAAAUAUUUGAAAGUGAUGAUUUCGAAACAUUGUCAAUAGACAGUAAACUCUUAUUAUAUUGCACAUGGAUAUCCUUGGAGUUUCUUUUGUAAUAUGAAUUUUAAGAAUUUUUAUAUUUUCGAGAACGGCAAUAUGACGAGAGCCUACUGUUACUUUCUACCCUUACAAUUAUCCUGAUAAAAAAUUAUUGCGAAGCUGUAACUACAUCCCUAAAUUUGUCACACCUAUGUUUUUCCAAUUAUCAGACAUUUGAUAUCUAAUUGAAUCAGAAUAUUAUAAAGUUCAAAAUCAAAAUUCCUUAAAAGUCAAAACUUAUUCUAAAGAAACCUUUAACGGUUCUAUAAUGUUACAUGUGUACAAAUUCAAUACACUGCUAUUCUAAAAGCCGCUUCCGCAUUCUUGCCCCUUUAUAGAAUUGUGGGACAUUACCGAGAAAUGUAUUCUUUGCACAUUUCGCAAGUAAAUAUAGUCUGUUUGUAAGAAAGUAUUUAAGUAUUAAACAACCUUAAGUUUAUCGGUUGUUAAACAAUAAGAAAUCCAUACUGCAUUGUAAUACAAUACGUGGUUAUAAAGAUCUCAUAAUUAGAUAAUUAAAGAAACUAAUUAAUCUCGAAUGAAUAAUGUGUUUACAUUUCCGAACUUGUUAGUUACACUAUUUUUUAGAAUUACAUACAAAAUAAUACUCUUAUCGUUAUACUGUAUAUAUCAGAUUAUAAUUAUACAUUGUUGUACUCUUCGUACAACGACGAACAAUAUUUGUACGAACUAUAACUUGUACACACGUCUGAGCCCGUUUGUAAUGUAUUCAAUGUUUACUGUCUAAUAAAUACGUUUAUUGCUCUGC
This is a messenger RNA of Megachile rotundata (alfalfa leafcutting bee), 3850 nucleotides long. RefSeq names its product organic cation transporter protein. The record is from RefSeq and is a predicted model, not a curated record. Gene Ontology annotation, biological process: transmembrane transport. Lineage: Eukaryota; Metazoa; Arthropoda; Insecta; Hymenoptera; Megachilidae. Gene Ontology annotation, molecular function: transmembrane transporter activity. Gene Ontology annotation, cellular component: membrane.